GGUAACAAGUUGAGAGGUCGUGUUAGCAAAACGUUAAGGCGGCUACACUUUUGCUGCAGUCAUAGUAAGUAAAGGCACCCUCAGAAAGCGAAGUUAUCUUAGACUAAUAUCCGGCGAAAAAAACGUUGGUUGGGAAAACGGUCCGUGAGCGAGCGUCAACGGGCGGCACCUUUGAGGGCUAGCUUAGUAACGCAGUUGUUGACCAGCUUUCGUAGUUAGCUAACAUUAGCAAGCUGCUAGCUGGCUCGCAAAGUUGAUAUGUCGCAACCAAGUGCUUGGACUUAUUGGAGCUAACAUUACUACCUCACUUAAACUGAAAGUAACUUUGAUUCUGGAGGAGAAACACGAAAGAUGGCUGUGUCGGUGCGUGGCCUGUACUUUGUGGUGACCCUGUUUUUGGGGAGCUUCUUUGGAAGUGUCUUCAUGCUGGGUCCAGUUUUGCCCCUCAUGCUGCUGUCUCCUGCUUGGUACCGCUGGAUCACCGAUCGUGUCGUCGCCACCUGGCUCACGCUGCCUGUGUCCUUGUUGGAGCUGGUAUUUGGGGUGAAGGUGGUGAUUACGGGCGAUGGCUUCGUUCCGGGAGAGCGAAGUGUGAUCAUCAUGAACCACCGUACCCGUCUGGACUGGAUGUUCCUUUGGUGUUGUCUGCUCCGGUACAGCUACCUCCGUCUGGAGAAGAUCUGCCUCAAGGCUGCACUGAAGGCUGUGCCUGGCUUCGGCUGGGCAAUGCAGGUGGCCUGCUUCGUCUUUAUUCAGCGAAGUUGGGAGGAUGACAAGAAGCACAUGGGGAACAUGCUGGACUACUUCUGUGACAUCAGAGAGCCCCUGCAGCUGCUCCUGUUCCCGGAGGGCACAGACCUCACUGAAAAUACAAGAGCAAAGAGUGACGUGUUUGCUGCGCAGAACAACCUGCCGAAAUUCGAGUAUGUGCUGCAUCCCCGCAGCACUGGAUUCACCUUCAUUGUCGACAGACUGCGAAAAGGUGACAAUCUAGAUGCCGUCCAUGACAUUACAGUCGCAUACCCCAAGAACAUCCCUCAGACAGAACGCCACCUCAUCCUGGGGCAUUUCCCCCGUGAGAUCCACUUCCACGUACGCCGCUACCCAGUGGCUUCCCUGCCCAGCUCUUCCUCCGACCUGGAGUCUUGGUGUCGAGAUCGCUGGGCCGAGAAGGAGAUCCGUCUGCGAGACUUCUAUUCAGGCCAGCCCCGGGGCUUUGAUAGGGAAGGCGUUGCACGUGUGCCACCUUGUAAGACGGAGCUGCGAGUGACUCUGAUCAAAGCCGCCUCACUGCUGUACUGGAGCAGCUUCAUCGCUCUGUGCUUCACCGGCCUGUGGCUGUGGUCUCCAUUCAGGCUCUACUGUCUGGUCAUGGUGGGAGUAUUUACGGCCCAGCAGAAGCUGAUUGGCGGGCUGGAGAUGCUGGAGUUGGCCUGCCAUCGAUACUGGAAGUCCAUGGCUGCCACCGUCGGAGAGAAGAGUAAGGUGCUGGAAGAGAAAAUGCAGUGAGGAUGGAAGACGGAGUUGACUGGACAAUGACAUGCGUUUCCACCUAUGCUCAGCAAGGACACUGAGGACUCAGUUUUCUUGCCCUGUUCAGUCCAGAGGGCAAAUGGAUCCUUUUGAGGGAUCCAAUGCUCCAUGCCUUAGAAAGGGAGUAAUGAGUUCACUUCCUGGCGGUUUGCAUGGCUUCAGUGGAGAGCGCUUACCUUUCUGUUGAAGAAAAAGAGGAAUGUUAUUUACAUGUAUCUGUGAAUGUGGAUUCAAGGAAUUCAUCACACAUAAUGCGUCACUUGCCUUUUGUAUGUCUCUCCGUGUUAUUUAGCUUGCAUUUUUAUCAGUUUAUGUUGUUGGAUGUUUACUGUCGUCGUUAGGUCAGAACCUCAGUAUAGACAUGUCAUGAAACAAUGCUGUUAGGAUUUGUUAUGCUGUUGCCAUGUCUUUGAAACUUGUUUUAUUGUAUGCGUUGUUGCCCUUGGUUUUAUAUCCGUGUCAUAAAUUAUGGAGCAGAGCCAUAGUACAGACCUCAUCUACAUAUGAUGACUUGACUCUAACCAAUAUUCAAAUCAGCACUGCAGUAAGCUGGAAUAGAAUGAUGGGACUAGUUAAAUGAAUCGGUUUCGAUUAGUCGUCUCUAGCUAGGAAAGAGAAGGUUUGAUAUAUUUCCCAGAGAUUUACUUAGGAAUAUACAGGUAUAUAUGUGUACCAUUGUUUACCUUUAUUGGGUAUAAUUACCCUUUUAUACACAUUGGGGAAGGAAGUUUCCCCAGUAAGUCCUUAGAGAUAACUUGUGUAAUGGUGUUUAGUACUGUAUAGGUUUUGAAACAUGAACAAUGUUUUGUUUCUGCUUGUUUGCUCAAGUAGCUUUUGCACAUAAAAGCCAAAGGUGAGAAAAGCAGAUGUGAUUUUAAAAAGCAACCAAACAGAAUGUCUUGUUAGAAAAGAGGCGCCUCUCCCACCACCGGCAAGGUUACCCACAGCUACGCUGAGGUAACACUUGUUAUCAUCAAGAUCAAAGAUCUGACUGAGAUCUUGUGUCUGUACAAGCAGAUGAGCUUUGUGCCCUUUCUGGGAAUGAAAGGAUGCCUUUUAGAGGCAGGAUGUGAGUGGUGGGGCUGGGGUGGAAGAAUGUCCUGUUGGUACAACAUUACCCCUCGGUGUGCAGGGUGGCAUAGAGAACCAGACUUGGAGUGGAAAACUGGCCAUGAACUCAACCUAAUCCAAAAAAAACCCUGUAAUGCCCACCUCUGCCCGUGUCCCUCUCUAGAGGACUGGCAUUGAUGCGCCUGCUAAACUCAAUUAGCAAAUGACAGCUGAGAAAGCUGCUGCAAUUGUGCCAAAAAAGGACAGAAAUUGAAACAAGAUUGGAGUGGCGCUUCGACCUCACUUUUAGCCACCGACGCUCCUUGCCACUCAAUACUACUUUAAUUCUGUGAGUCCGGAAACAUUUGUGUCUUAGACAGUCUAGCACUUUCUGUAACACUGUGCGUUGUGUGAUCUAGAUGACCACUUCAACCCUAUAUUGUGAGACAAUUGUCUGACUGAACUUGUUGUGUUUAUAUGAAUCUAGAGCUCCCUUAGUUGUAAGUGUAAAGAGGCUGUUUCCAGUCACUGUGAUUCAGCGAUGUUAACAAUUUUCCCAUCAGCAUGUCGUAGUUUACCAACACAUGGUACUAUAUCAACAUCCUCAACCCUGAACCAGCCAGAAUUCUCCACGUAUUACUCUUUCACCUGUGCUGUUUUUCUGUAGCUCAUUUUACAAUCACUCGCUGAUGCUGGACCUCUUCAUCAAAGUCCCUGUCCUCAGGUAAACAAGAGUCAAUCUCUUACAGGAGGAAAUGUAUAUCUAAAUAAAUAUACUGUAUAAACUCA
Cottoperca gobio is the source of this 3372-nucleotide messenger RNA. It is a transcript of the gene lclat1, whose product is annotated as lysocardiolipin acyltransferase 1. Gene Ontology annotation, biological process: phosphatidylinositol acyl-chain remodeling. The record is from RefSeq and is a predicted model, not a curated record. Gene Ontology annotation, cellular component: endoplasmic reticulum; endomembrane system. Bases 352 to 1509 code for a protein of 385 amino acids. NCBI's taxonomy places the organism in Eukaryota, Metazoa, Chordata, Actinopteri, Perciformes, Bovichtidae. The transcript has 6 exons. Gene Ontology annotation, molecular function: acyltransferase activity.